Molecule: messenger RNA, 165 nt
Organism: Entrophospora candida
Lineage: Eukaryota; Fungi; Glomeromycota; Glomeromycetes; Entrophosporales; Entrophosporaceae
Source: the annotation of a GenBank genome assembly
AUGACUAAUGGUAACGACAAUAACGAAGGUGCGCAACUACCUUUGGAAUUACAAAAAAUUGAAGACAGUCUAAACUCGAGACAGAGAAGAAGGUAUGACUUGGUGACCUCCCACGAGUCGAAAGUCGUGUUGUUAGAAUGUAUUUUGGAGGAACGUAGAAAAUCA